GAUCGAACAGAUCACAAACCAUUACAGUAUUCCAACCAACCCAUCAAGCAAACCAAAUCCAACAAUCAUGAAGGUCGCAGUCGUUGCCGUUGUCCUUGCUCUUGCCGUCGUGUCGGAGGCUGGUGUCCUGCCAUGGGGCUGGCCAUAUGCUGGUCUUCCCGCAGCUGUCCCAGUUGCAUCGUGGCCACCGGCAGCCAUCCAUGCCGCCUAUCCAGCGUACGCUCCACAUGCCGCCCUUUGGGCUGCCCCGCACGCCGCCAUCCUGGCCGCUCCCCAUGGUCCAGCUGCCUCGGUGGCCCACCAUGCCGGAGUUGUCCCUGGAGCUACCUCGGUCACCGCUACCCGUGGUGCUGUCCAUGUCGCCCCACUGCCCGGUCAUGCCGUGUCGCAGCAGCAGCUAAACCUGGCUCCGGCUCCGGGAACUAUCUAA
Molecule: messenger RNA, 430 nt
Organism: Anopheles maculipalpis
Lineage: Eukaryota; Metazoa; Arthropoda; Insecta; Diptera; Culicidae
Product: adult cuticle protein 1-like
Exons: 2
Coding region: 68-430 (120 amino acids)
Source: RefSeq, a predicted model, not a curated record